Messenger RNA from Malassezia sympodialis ATCC 42132, 630 nucleotides. RefSeq lists its product as uncharacterized. NCBI's taxonomy places the organism in Eukaryota, Fungi, Basidiomycota, Malasseziomycetes, Malasseziales, Malasseziaceae. Gene Ontology annotation, biological process: urea catabolic process. Bases 1 to 630 code for a protein of 209 amino acids. The transcript is spliced from 2 exons. Gene Ontology annotation, molecular function: GTPase activity; nickel cation binding. The record is from RefSeq and is a predicted model, not a curated record.
AUGUCGGACGUGUGUGCCUUCAACAGGCCUGUCGGCUCUGGAAAGACGGCGCUCCUCCUGGCGCUGUGCCGCAAGCUGCGAGACCACUACAACAUCGGCGUUGUGACGAACGACAUCUUUACGCGGGAGGACCAGGAGUUCCUCGUGCGCAAUGCGGCGCUGCAGGACACGAACCGCAUUCGCGCGGUCGAAACGGGUGGCUGCCCGCACGCGGCGAUCCGCGAGGACAUCUCGGCCAACAUGGAGGUGCUCGAGCAGCUGCAGGCCGAGUACGAGACGCAGCUCCUGUUCGUCGAGAGCGGCGGCGACAACCUUGCGGCGGCCUUCAGCGUCGAGCUGGCCGACUUCCACGUGUACGUGAUCGAUGUCUCGGGGGGCGACAAGAUCCCGCGCAAGGGCGGCCCCGGCAUCUCGCAGUCGGACCUGCUCGUCAUCAACAAGAUCGACCUGGCCGAGCACGUAGGCGCCUCGCUCGACGUCAUGCGCCGCGACGCCGACAAGAUGCGCGACCACGGCCCGACCGUGUUUACCAGCGUGAAGCAGGAUGUCGGCGUCGACGCUGUCAUCGACCUCAUCCUCGCGGCGCGUCGUGCGGCGGGGGCGGACAAGGCGGGCAAGCCGCCGGCGUAG